AUGCCCACCAAGACCCCAACCCAGUCCGAUUUCCCAUCCCACCUUACCGUCACCAUCACCCUCCCACCAAACCCCACAUCCAGCCCCUCCCCAAAUAUCCUGCUCCUACUCCACGGCCUUGGCGACACAGCUGCAGGUUUCACACCCUUCGGCCGAGCCCUCCACCUCCCCGAAACAACAAUCCUCACCGUCCAGGCCCCCGCCCCAGUCCCCUUUGACCUAGGCGGAUUCCACUGGGGUGACGAUGUCGCCUUCGACAGCUCCACCGGCGGCCUAGACAUGGACGCCGGCUUCACGAAGAGCCCAGCCACACUCAUCAAGGACCUCGUGCGGGGCGUUCUAGUCCGGAAAUGCGGCUACCGGCCGCGCGAGAUCUUGGUGCUUGGAUUUGGACAGGGCGGGAUGGCUGGGCUGAGUCUUGCGUGGGAGCUUGGGAGGACCGGGGAGGGAGUGGAGGCCGAGCCAUUGGCGGGUGUGAUUUCGAUCGGGGCGCCAUAUCCGCUUUCUGGAUCAAGGGCUGGAUCGAAGAAUCGUACGCCUGUGUUGCUGGUUGCUGGGCGAGAUUCAAUUGUUGUUUCGGACGAGGCGGUGCGUAGGACUAAGCAGGUCUUUGAGUUUGUGGAGGUUAGUCGGUAUGCACGGAAAGGGGAUGGGAUGCCGUCUAACCGGGAUGAGAUGUUGCCUGUUAUGCAGUUCUUUGCUAGGCGGUUGAGGAGUAGGCAGGGUGUUCCUGAGGGAAGUGUGGAGCUUGGUUGA
Penicillium odoratum is the source of this 756-nucleotide messenger RNA. Its product is annotated as alpha/beta hydrolase. The transcript has a single exon. Lineage: Eukaryota; Fungi; Ascomycota; Eurotiomycetes; Eurotiales; Aspergillaceae. The record is from RefSeq and is a predicted model, not a curated record. The coding region runs from base 1 to 756 and encodes 251 amino acids. Gene Ontology annotation, molecular function: palmitoyl-(protein) hydrolase activity; carboxylic ester hydrolase activity. Gene Ontology annotation, biological process: protein depalmitoylation. Gene Ontology annotation, cellular component: cytoplasm.